Messenger RNA from Salvia hispanica, 1352 nucleotides. RefSeq names its product autophagy-like protein. The record is from RefSeq and is a predicted model, not a curated record. NCBI's taxonomy places the organism in Eukaryota, Viridiplantae, Streptophyta, Magnoliopsida, Lamiales, Lamiaceae.
UUUCCGCAAGAUUUUCCUCCGCCAUUACAGGCCUUCCAAUUUCCUCUGCUUCCAUCUCCCAAAUUCCCCGCGACUUCUCGAUUUCAACGAGAUUCAUCGCCAGAUGCUCGGAUUUCGAUAGGAGCUGUCGUUUUGCCAGAUUCGGAGAGGAAAAUGAGAAUCGGCGGUGCACGAUUUCUCGUUCUGGUAUUUGCGGCGGCGAUUCUCCACCGCGUCGCCGCCGCGUCGUCGCUGUGUGAGCUCAAUGUCGAGGAAAACAACAACGUCUACUACUACAGCCUGGUCGCGCCGGUUCGUGAUUUUCCGCACGGGAUAUUGAGUGAAGAUGGGUAUUAUAAGGUGGCUGCAAAUGGGACCGUGGUUUGGUUUCAGCUUUGUGACACAAUGAUAUUCAACCAUGAUCCUCCUAUGUGCGUUGGGUGUAAGGACUGUGGUGGUCAAUCACACUGUGGUAUGGGUUGCAGUGCACUUGUUUCUAGCAAGAUAGAAGGUUAUCCUGUUUGUACAAGUCUUGGUCAGCCUUCAAGCACACUCAUUGAUGUCCUUGAUAAGAAGAGUCCUGAAAAAGGUAUAAUUGUUAAGAUGACAAAAAGUGGCGAGAAGCGUAACUGUUCGCUCUCUGUAUCAGUUAUAUGUAAUUCAAAAGGAGUUCAAGGUCCUCAGAUGUUGGAGAGUGUUGGUGUAUGUGAUUAUAACACAGAGCUAAAGCAUCCAUUAGGUUGUGCCAGGACUAUAUCCUCUAAUGGAAAUGGAAUGGGCUGGUUUGGUACGUUCAUCAUCAUAAUCUUGUGCCUCUUUGGAUCUUACUUAUUGGCUGGUGCGGUGUACCGGUAUUUCUUCCUGCAUGUUCGUGGAAUAGAUGUAAUUCCCAACCUGGAGUUGUGGGCUAGCUUGCCACACAGAAUACAGAAUACGUACCACUCUUUGAUUCGGAGAUUCACAGGACCUUCACAAGUACACAGGAGCUCGUAUUCUCCUGUCGAUUUCUGAGCUGAAUCAUUCCUUGUCACUGCUGCGAAGCUGAACUUUUGAGAGCACAAGAGCUCCACGGCUGAGGGUUAUUUACGUCCGCCUAUAUUUCCGCGAGAGAUCUGCACAUUGCUUGUGCAAAAGAUGAUUUAAUUCUUGCUCAAGUUGUCACAUUUUUUUACAGAUGAUGUGUAGCAUCUUGAGUAUUGUCUGUUGUUGGUAGUCUCUUUUGAAAAUAGAUGGUCUUAGUUUAUUAAUGAAAUCUUUGUUUAUCAACUUUGCUUUCAUCUACCUGUUUUGUUAGUUUAGAAGGAUGCUACAACUUAUUUUCAACUUGUACUUAUUUUAGUGAAAUUUAUAUUUGUAGGAGUCUUUUAUAGUUA